UCCAAGUCCCGGAAUCCGGAGCUGGACUGAUCGUUAUCACGCAUGGAUUAUGGUUUUAUCGCUGCUUUUGAUUUGUUUUUGCUUUAAAGGAAAGUUUAUCAGCACCUCUUUGCAGGUGGGCUGCGUUUCAGCAUCAGAGCCAUGAAUUGCUACUUGAUAAGAUGGGUUGCUUUCGUUUGGAUUGUGAACUCUGUUCCCUGUGCUUUUGGAAUGGUCGUGAGCGAACAAACAGGUGGUGUAUGUCCCUCUUUGAGUGUUGAGGAUUACAGAUUUUCUGAUGUUUUGGACCGUCCUUUACAGAUUACUGGAUUUGACCUCACAGAAAAAUUUCUUCUCCGAAAGGGAACAGUUACAGAAGACCUGCCAUCAUUUCGACUGGGAAGCAACCCUCUUAUAAAACCAACAAAAUCGAUAUUUCCAGACGGACUUUCAAAUGAGUAUUCCCUGGUCACCAUCUUCCGUGUGAGACGAACUACAAAAAAAGACCGCUGGUACCUUUGGCAAAUAUUUGACCAAUCUGGAAGCAGUCAGGUGUCAGUGGUGGUUGAUGGUGAUAAGAAAGCAGUGGAGUUUUCUUCCCAGGGUCUGCUGAAAAACUCUUUCCGCUACACGUUUAAGAGUCGUGACCUGCAUGCCCUCUUUGAUCGCCAAUGGCACAAGCUCGGCAUUUCUGUUCACAGCGACACAGUUUCCAUUUAUGUCGAUUGCACGCUGGCUGAAAAGAAAAUGACUGAUGAGAGGGACAGCAUCGAUCUCAAUGGGCGCACACUCAUCAGUACACGAGUGGAAGAUGGAAGGCCUGUGGAUAUUGAGAUGAGACAAAUUCUGAUCUACUGUGACCCUUACAUGGCUGAAAUGGAAAACUGCUGCGAGCUGCUUGAGCCAAAGUGUGGAGUCAACAAGACAUUUAUUGGGACCUCCCCUCCUCUGGUUACAGCCCAGAGUCCCCUGAUGCCGUCUCAGCCGACCUCACAAUCAAUUGACACAUGUCACUGUCCAGAAGAGAAGGAGGAUGCUGGUGUUCCAGGCGUGCUUGGACUGUUUAAACAAAACAGGGAAAAAGGGGACAAGGGGGAACUUGGAUCAGAAGGUCAAAAGGCAAUCGAUGGAGAGAGGGGGGACGAAGGCCUGGCUGAAAACCCAGGGCUGCCUGGCCCUCAAGGAGAUAAAGGAGAAAAGGGAUCAGCCGGAGUGCCGGGUCAGCCAGGCAAAGAGGGCAAGAGGGGACGGAGAGGAAAGCCGGGGGAGCCUGGACCAAGAGGCCCACCUGGUCCUUCAGGAACCGUAGAGGGAGCAAGUGCCAAGAGGGAGAAGGGGGAGUGUGGCGUCCCCGGGGAAAAGGGAGAGAGAGGAGAUCCCGGUCAGCCAGGUGCCGAGGGGACUGGCGGCGCGAAAGGACAAAAAGGCGAUGUUGGUCCUCCUGGUCCUCCUGGUUCUGUGAUGACAGCUCAUGGGUUAAGACAGCUCUCUGGAACUGAUGAAAGAACCCAGAAGGGCGAGAAGGGAGAUGAGGGCGAGAAAGGAGCUCAAGGACUGCCGGGCCUAAAGGGAAGCAUGGGACCUCCGGGACUGAAGGGAGAUCAAGGAUUGGAGGGAAAACAAGGUCUACCUGGAUCCACUGGGCUCCCUGGACUCCCAGGCGAUUCUGGCUUACCAGGGGAGCCGGGGGUGCCUGGGAGAGAUGGCCUGAAAGGAGAAAAGGGAGACUCUGGGGCAGUGAUUGGGCAGCAGGGGCCUCCUGGUCCUAAGGGGGAGCCUGGAGAACCUGGUGGUGCAUAUAUGAGUGAUGGGCUGUCUCUGAAUAGAGGGUCUCGUGGGCCGAAGGGUGAAAGAGGUGUGCCUGGAGUGCCGGGAGACCACGGCGAAAAGGGAGAACCUGGAGAGAGUAUCAUUGGCCCCGCGGGACCCCCAGGGAAGCCAGGAGCUGAGGGUCUCCGUGGACUACCUGGUUUAUCCGGCUCUCCUGGAGAUCCAGGAAGAGAGGGCUCCCCCGGUAGACCGGGUCCACCAGGCCCUGCUGGACCUCCAGGUGAACCAACUGCCCUGCCUAUCGUUGGAGACAUGGGUGCAUUACUUAAGAACGCCUGCAGUCUUUGCCAGACAAGAGUUCCUGGGCUGCCUGGGCAGAAGGGAGAGAAGGGUUCCCCUGGAGUGCACGGAGUGGAAGGCUUGGUGGGAGAAAAGGGGGAUCCAGGUGUAAGAGGUCCGAUGGGUAAUCCAGGAAAAGAAGGCCCAAAGGGUGUAAAGGGAGAGAGAGGCUUCCCAGGCCCCUCUGGAGACAAGGGUGAUGAGGGCCCUCCAGGAGCUCCAGGACUUCAAGGCGUAACAGGUCGAACAGGAGCCCCGGGACUUGUAGGUAGACCUGGUUCUAUGGGCCCACAAGGAUCAAAGGGAGAAAAGGGAAACGACGGAGCUCCAGGCAGACAAGGACUUCCAGGACCUCCAGGUGCGCCGUAUGUGGAGGGAAACGGGAUGAGCAGUCUGUACAAGCUACAGAGUGGUGGAGCUAUUUUAGGACCUCCUGGAGAGCCCGGUGCUCCGGGCCCAAAAGGAGAUGAAGGACCUGUCGGGGAACCAGGACCCAUGGGCUUACCCGGGCUCGAAGGGCUUCCCGGUGCCAAGGGCGAUAUCGGCCUGCCUGGCCCUCCUGGGACAUCAGGUCCGCCAGGGAAACCCGGAACACGCGGAGAGCCAGGGAUCCCAGGAGAGCCGGGCGAGAGGGGGCCCAUCGGAGAGACCGGAUUCCCUGGACCCGAGGGGCCUCAAGGUGUUUCUGGGAGGCCUGGAAAAGAUGGAACUCCUGGAUACAAGGGCUCCACAGGUACAUCAGGUGACAGAGGAUCCAAAGGUGAACGUGGUGAUCCAGGCAUUCCGGGAGAAAGAGGCGUUCAAGGUGAAAGGGGUCGCCUUGGCGACCCUGGCAUGGUUGGACCGAUGGGGCCACCAGGUGAAAAAGGAGAUCCUGGCCCCCCCGGGCAGCUGGGGAGUGUAAAACUCCUGGAUGAUCCCAGCUUUACAGAAGAACUCAAAAUCUUUAUCCAAAGUGAAGUAAUGAGGAUUUUUGAAGAGAAAGUGUCUGGCGCCGCCACACAACAGAAGACACCUGCCGGCAUCUUAGCUUCGCCUUUCCAAGGUCCUCCUGGACCCCCGGGCAAGGAUGGAUCCUCAGGUCCACCGGGAGAGCCUGGGCCACCUGGACCUCAAGGAUACCGGGGUCAGAAAGGAGAACGAGGACAGCUUGGUCUGGGGUUACCAGGAGAUCCAGGACCCACUGGGCCACCAGGGCCACCUGGGAUCCCUUCACGAGGCCCCCCUGGCUCUCCUGGGCCCCGUGGACCCCCGGGGAGUUGUGACCCGAAUGACUGCAUUCUUCCUACCUUGUAAGCAGAGAGCGGGAGCGUCAAAUGGUACGGUGCGCUCCGAGGACGGUUGUCAUCCAUGAUCUCCAAGCUGCAGCCACGGAGCAAAAAAAUAAAUAAAAAAUAGAUGACCUCGCUGUGUCUGACAGCUUCUGCAGCUCUGCUGUAUCAAACGGACUCAAACUGACCUCUUUUGUUCACUUCACAAUAACAUUUGGGUGCUGUGGGUGUUUUUUUUUUUGUUUUUUUUUCUAGGUGUGCUGUUAUGUUUUGUUUUGAAUGCAGCUGAAAACCUUUUGCAGUGCUGUACUUUGAAGUAUUUUUCUUGUCUUUCCAACUCUUACUGUGAUGCAAUGCAUUCCUUAUCGACUGAAGUUGUCUUUCAAGACCUAGAGAUAACUCCGUUUCGUCAGGUUCAGCCCCGGCUGAAUAACCUUAAUAAUUAUUUGUUUGCCUCUUUAACGGGCUUGCCGAUGCACUCUUCUUUUCUUACUCGGUUAAACUGGCUGUAGGUAAGUCUAAUUUUUAGCUGUUUGUUUAUGUGAGAGAGAGAGAGAGAGAGAGAGAGAGAGAGAGAGAGAGAGAGAGGUCAACUGAGUGAAUGUACUUAUUUUUCAGAAAAUGUAAGUAAAAUGUAACUAAAGCAGCCAGUUUGUCUGAUAUGGAAAUUAUUUAUUUUAAGUGUGCUCCUUAAGAAUGUAUUUAAAAGAUGGUACUAGUCAGCUAGAAAUGUAGCAUGGAAAACAUGUCAUUUUGUUUAGUAAUUAAGUUGUAAAGACAUGAGGUAAUACAUGUUUUAGUUGCUGAUAAGUUUCAAUGUUUCUGUUUCUUUGAAUUGAUGAGGUGUUUGUGUUUUUCUUUUUUUGUUUUUUUAAGAAUCUGUGGUAAAACUAUAGCUGAAGACGUCUUCCCAUUUUCUGUAAAUCGUGUGUCAUUACUGAGCACUUAUUAAGUUGCCAAAGCAUUU
Poecilia reticulata (guppy) is the source of this 4326-nucleotide messenger RNA. RefSeq lists its product as uncharacterized. NCBI's taxonomy places the organism in Eukaryota, Metazoa, Chordata, Actinopteri, Cyprinodontiformes, Poeciliidae. Gene Ontology annotation, cellular component: extracellular matrix. The record is from RefSeq and is a predicted model, not a curated record.